UUGAAAGCAGCCUAGUCAUUAUGUCACUGACAAAUAUGUUUUGUCCAGGACCAGGGAUCUGGUAUAUAUAAAGUCCGAGUCCGUAGUUGUUAUCACGACAUAUCUGCUUGGUGAACUUACACAGCUGAAGUCUUCUUCCUAGGAAAAAGGAUUUAUUUAGGCAAAUCGGUGCCAUAGAGCACCCAAGUCUGUGAAUAGUUUAAAAAGAUUUAUAAGCGAGCCCAGUGAGUGGAAGAGGUGAAAACUCCAGGAUGUCUCCAUUAUCUCUGUGUGUUUCCUUCCUGUUCGUCUUGACCGUGUCUGUCGCUCAGGGUCGUGACAUCGCCUCCAACCUUCACGGUAUAGCGUUUGCUGCCGUCACCACUGAAGACGCCCAACGUGCCGCUAGAUGGUACUCAGAGUUUUUGGGAGCGAAACAUUUGACUGAUCUGUCGUUCUCGUUUUACGGAGAUGAGCACUAUUACAGAUUCUUCCAGAAGGAGAUUCUGGAGGCGCGGGCACAGGGCAUUGACCCUGACCGUCUGGGUGUUCCGGAUAUCAGUGAUAAUGGCAACUAUGAGAUCCGCGGUGAAUUUGUCCUCUUCGACAACGGCCUGGUCCAGCUGAUUGAGUUCGCUCGUCGUGACACGGAGGAGCACAUCACCUACCCUCGCCGCAUUCGACUCACAGGGCCCGGUGUUCGAAACGCUCCCCAGAUCUGUCUGUGGACCAAGGAUGACCUAGAUUUCAACCAGUUUGUUCAUGAGCUGGAGGAGAAGUCGAUCAAAGCCGGCUAUGACAAGGCCAUAUUUAACAGAGCCGUCAAGGUGAAGAAUGAAGAGGAGCGAAGAAAUGCACCUAUCAAAGACAAGGGAAUCAAUGUGAAAGAAGGCCCUUUCGCCGGUCUUAGCUUUGUAUACAUGAAGGGCCCUAGUGGCGAGCAGCUGGAGCUCUAUAAGAUGGUGAACCACACCCGCUGGCAUUUCGGCAAGGAGUACUGUAAACGUCGUGGAGUGACCACUGCCUUCCUGGACAACUACAAGGACAACGAGUACAAGAAGAAGGCGGGCCUUACAGGACAGAUGUGGGGACUGGUGCAGUUCGGAACUCACACCGAUGAUCUCUUCGGCUCUGUGAAUUUCUACUCGAAUGCUAACCGCGUGAUUGACGUCCGAAGACUCGGGGAGAUGGUGGACCUGUCUGAGUACAGCCGACCGUUCACCUCCGGCAACCUGGAGGGUUACAACUACGUUGUAAUGAAAGGACGCUCCGGCGAGCACAUCAUGUUUGUGCAGCUCCGCGGACCAAUGGGGGAGAAGGUGAAGCAAGCCAUGCUGGAGUACGGAGCGGUCAGUACGGCCUGGCCAGAGACCAACCCGUGGACUUACGGCGGGUACGACGAGUUCUGCAGCAAAUAUCACAACCUGGAUGCUUCUCCAAAAGAAGAACUAUAAGGAAACACCGUUUUUGUUAUAAUAUUAUUAUUAUUAUCAGUAUGAUACGAUCAAAGCUAUGGGUUAAAUUAGUCAGUUAAUUUCUGUCUCAGGAGGGGUAUUAUCUAUUUUUGUAAGUCGAAUCCUUGUGUGUGGAUUAGUUUGUUUGUUUAUUGUUGUUUCUUUUUAAGUUGUGUUCAAGUUUCGUUGUGUUGUCUACAGCGAUGAUAGUACUAAUAAUGUCCUGCGACAUUGCAUAAGACACGGACCUUCACCUGAAAGUAUGAUUGGGCUUAGAGUGAAGUGAACAUGCACGAGAGAUUUUAUUAUAAUAUGAUUUUUUGUUUGCUCAUAUGGAUGAUGACCUGAAUCUACAGUCUGCAUGUUUGAUCGUUGGACAAAAAGUGAAUUUUUAAAUAUUAAUAUAUAUAAUUUAAUGUAAGCCAAAGUUAAUAUGUUUUACAAUUAUAUCAUUUAGUCUGAUUUUUCUGAUUGCUCUUAUUCUGACAAAUCUCUUCCUAGCACAGUUUAUUUUACAUUGCAUUUUGUACAGCCCACGACCAUCAUAAUCUGUUUACCUAACACUUGACUUAUUUUACAAUAAAAGUAAGAAACUUUACAU
This is a messenger RNA of Aplysia californica (California sea hare), 2034 nucleotides long. RefSeq lists its product as uncharacterized. Lineage: Eukaryota; Metazoa; Mollusca; Gastropoda; Aplysiida; Aplysiidae. The record is from RefSeq and is a predicted model, not a curated record.